GGAAGGCGGGUGGGGGGGAAGCGGGAAGGGGACCCAACGGGCUCGGCCGCGUCGAGGAACCCCCGGGGGGCGACCAUGGGGACGGUGGAGGCCGGAGGCCGCCCGGGCGAAGAGGCGGCGGCGGCGGCGGAAGAGACCGACGCCUUGCUGGAGAGGCGCCUCGCCGUACCCCGGCCGCCCUCCAUCCAGGACUUCGCCAUCGUGAAGCCCAUCAGCCGCGGCGCCUUCGGGAAGGUCUACCUGGGGCGCAAGGGAGGGAGGCUCUACGCCGUCAAGGUAGUAAAAAAAGCUGAUUUGAUCAAUAAGAAUAUGGUCCACCAGGUGCAGGCAGAAAGAGAUGCUCUGGCUCUUAGUAAAAGUCCUUUCAUUGUGCACUUGUAUUAUUCUCUUCAAUCUGCCAAUAACGUCUAUUUGGUAAUGGAGUAUCUCAUUGGUGGAGAUGUUAAAUCUCUUCUUCACAUAUACGGUUAUUUUGAUGAAGAAAUGGCAGUGAAGUACAUUUCUGAGGUAGCUCUGGCCCUUGAUUACCUUCACAGGCAUGGAAUAAUCCAUAGGGAUUUGAAGCCAGACAAUAUGCUGAUAUCAAAUGAGGGCCACAUUAAAUUGACAGACUUUGGACUGUCCAGAGUUACAUUGAACAGAGAGCUUAAUAUGAUGGAUAUCCUCACUACCCCAUCCAUGUCCAAACCUAAGCAAGACUAUUCGCGCACUCCUGGACAAGUGUUGUCUCUCAUCAGCUCCUUUGGUUUUUGCGCUCCAGCUGCAGGGAAAGUGCACGCACCUAGCCCAAGUCCGGUUUGUGCCAACAGCUCUCAAGGAUUUGUUUCCCCUCUGUCUGUAAAUCACAAAGAAUAUCCUUCUGCAUCAAAUAAGCUCCUGAGAGCAUGCUUUGAUUCGUCAGCUGUCACGCCUGGAAUGCCCGUGAGGAGUCUGACGCCGACUUUGCUUCAGUCCAGGAAAAGGUUCGGAACCUCCAGUGCCAGUAGCCAUUCCCGUACGCAGUUGUCUAGCGUGGAAUCGGAAUGUUGCAGCAGCCCCCAGUGGGAGAAGGACCUGCAGGAAGCGGAAGGCGUGCUGUGCUCUGCUCCGGGCAAAAUGGAUGCAUCAGAGAAGCCUGAGAAUACAGAUCUCCUGCUUGCUAGCGGCACUAAAAGCCUUAAACGAAAGGCACUGGAAUCUGCCAUCUCUCCUAUUAGCAGCAACGAUUCCGGGACCAGACUUGAUGGAAGGACUGAACCAUGUAACCUAUCUGAAACCUCUGUAAGGACUUGUGAUGUGAAAGAUCUGGUCCGAAAGUGUCUUUCAGAAUAUAAAGAAUGGGAAGAAAAACUCUCUACUGAAAAAGCUGCUCUAGCUAAGGAGGCAUCAAAUUCUGCUAAUUGCCACCUCAUCUCUUCAGGAUUGGACAACCUUAGGGAAGAAAGGAAAGAGGUGGAGAAGUUGGGUGUCAAAAGAUGCUUUGGCUUAAUUGACACCAGUCCUUCUGAAGACCGUAUCCUUGUUAAGAAAAACAAUGCAGAAUACAAACGUGGGUGUCAAAUCAUUGAGAUUCCAGAUAAAAAAAGCACUGGCUUAACCACUGAAAUCUGUUGCCUAAACCUUGAUGGAUCUGAGCAAGACACCUGUAUGAACAAACAGCAAGCAAAAGGCUGCACUUGCAAUGAACGAAACAGGGGUAGCAAACAAGCAACGCCCUUGAUAGCCAAGAAUCUUCUGGAUUAUCUGGAUGCAGAUUGUGAAAAGGACGGGAAGAAGGAACUGACAAAUUCGAGUUUUUUAUGCCUUGAUGAUGAGAAACCUUUAGCAAGCAUGAGCGUGGAUUCGGAUCUGUCCCUUCCAGAAGUGUCUGCUGUGGAGAGUCAUUUAGAAAAACAGUUCUCUGACUUAGAUGGGAGCAUGAAGGAUGUCACCUUUGAGGAACUAAAAGUGGAUGCUGUGUCAGUGUCACCUGGUUGCCCAGAGGUCUGGCGAGGAGGUCAGGAGGCACCUACAGUCCAGCAAGGCAAGCCACUGCCUCAUGAUCAGGACGUGAGUUUGAGAAGUGUAACUGAAACACCUGUUGACAUUCACUCUUCUUCAUCAGUGGAGAUGCGGAGAGCACUGAACCACCUCAAGAAAAAUGUUGUUGCUUUUCGGAGUUAUAACAGUCAAAUUAACGUGUCUAAUAUGUCUGAGCCGUCAAGAAUUAGUAUGAUGUCUGUGGAAGGGAUGGAUGUCUCUGCUUGUAGUGGCUCUUAUCCAAUGACUGUUACACCUGCGCAAAAGGGGACACCCUACAGACCAUAUCAGACUCCUCAGGGAAAUGCUGAUACACCAUACAGAACCCCAAAGAGUGUCCGAAGAGGGACAGCCCCAGUAGAAGAACGUAUUUUAGGAACUCCAGACUACCUAGCACCUGAGCUGCUUUUAUGUAAAGCUCAUGGUCAUGCGGUAGACUGGUGGGCACUUGGCGUUUGCUUGUUCGAGUUUUUAACUGGAAUUCCACCAUUCAAUGAUGAAACACCACAGCAAGUGUUCCAGAAUAUUCUGAAAAGGGAUAUUCCUUAUCCUGAAGGUGAAGAGAAGCUGUCGGACAAUGCUCAGAGUGCCAUCGAUAUUCUUUUGACCAUUGAUAGUACCAAGCGAGCUGGGCUCAAGGAGUUGAAACGUCACCCCCUCUUUCAUGGCGUAGACUGGAAUAAUCUGCAUAAUCAAACCAUGCCCUUCAUACCUCAGCCAAAUGAUGAAACUGAUACUUCUUAUUUCGACGCUAGGAAUAAUGCUCAGCAUCUAACAGUGUCUGGUUUCAGCUUAUAGUAUCAGAGAAAAUGGAAUUUUUCCAGAUCCUUGCACUUCCUAACACUGGUUUAUCCUGAUUUUCUAACCAUCGUGUUUUUAAAACCUGGUUUGAUUUUUAGCUCUCUAUAUUUUUGUUCUUACAAGCUGUAGUGAACUGUUUAAUUCUAAACAGCUUCUCAUCGUAUUUUUAUUCUAAUUACUACUGCACCUUAUGUAAAUCUUGCCAUGUAUAACGUAACAGUGGUAUGACACUUUCACACUGAACAAAAUGUAUUUUUCUGCUGCUAUGGGAUAUUUCCAGUGUUUGGGGGGGGUGAGCUCUAUUUGUGAAGCAUAACUGGGAGAUGAAAUGUGUUGUAUAUUUAUGCAGCUAUAUUUUGAAAUACUAGUCACCUUAGGGAUUGCAUAUGAUGGGAGGCAUCUAUUUGAAACUAGUGUUGAGACCACUUUGAAGCUGCACUUGAGAAUAAAUUUCUGUGCAGGCCAAAUGUUCCUGUCCCUCCAGGUGCCAGGCAUUAUGGGAGACAGAAAUUGUCAGGCAAUUCAGACUAUUUACAGACUUUGGAUUAUUUUAGGUUCUGCUGCUAACUGAUCAUUGCCCUUAAUUGUCUCCAAAUAUAUUGUCAGUGUCUAAUGUAGCUAUCUUAGAUGUAAAAACUAUCAAAAAACCCCAGUAGCUUUUAACUGUUAUAUCUUGCUUUACAGAUGCAACUUAUCAAGUUUUAAAUACCAAAAGCUGGUUGUUUCUACAAGCCAGUUACUUAAAACACUCUGAGCAAAAUGAGAUCAUGAAGUGUAUAUUGAGGUCCAUAUAGAUUUACAAUCCAAUACAAAAAACAUCAAAGUGAAGCUUCAAUAAAUUCUGAAUUAAAACUGAUUAUAUAUUUUAAAAUUUAGAUUAAAAGCCAGUACAAAUGUGAGAUUUGUAGCUUUCCUUGAAUUAGGUGUUUCAGAUGAUUACAACAAAUGAGUCAUUUCUUUUAGGACCUUGCUUCUUUUGUUGUUACUGGAACAUGUUUAAAUAAAAAUGAGCACCUUUUUAUUUUUCUGCUCUCAAAAACUGAUCACAAAGAUAUACAGAAAAUCAGUAUUAUUGCUUACCAAAAAUAGUUGCAUUAUCAUUCUUAAUUGUGCAGUGCAUCACAUCCGCAGUUCAGAUGGCAAGAUAGCCUAUCUUUAUCCACCCUUAGACAGGGUUUUAUGCUACUAAUAGUACUUUUAGCAAACAUGCUGUUAGAUUUCUGCUUUGGUUAUUGUGAUGACAACUGAGUUAAGGCCCGUUCAACAAAUGAAACAAAAAAGCUGGA
Molecule: messenger RNA, 4085 nt
Organism: Pogona vitticeps (central bearded dragon)
Lineage: Eukaryota; Metazoa; Chordata; Lepidosauria; Squamata; Agamidae
Source: RefSeq, a predicted model, not a curated record